This is a messenger RNA of Rodentolepis nana, 864 nucleotides long. Lineage: Eukaryota; Metazoa; Platyhelminthes; Cestoda; Cyclophyllidea; Hymenolepididae. The record is from the annotation of a GenBank genome assembly.
AUGGACGUUUGUAUUGGUACUUCUCAAAACCCCUCUACCAAGUUCCCUCUUCUUGUGACACUUCCAGACAGCGCCUAUCCGGACGUACUCCCAUUUCAUCUAGUCAUUUGGAAGCCCUCUUCAAAAGAAACUCUUCCAUCUCGUGGUUGGUUAGUUUGUGCUCCAGUUGCCCAGGAAUCGGUUGCACCAGUUCUUGUUAACGGUCGAAGACUUGUCCCGCCCACCGUUAAUUCACACAACCCCGAGAGAAAACAUAGAGUAUCCUCUUCAAGCGCCCAUUGGCUCUCUCCUGGAGACAUAAUUCAGCUAGGAUCUAGUGGUUGUUGCCGUUUUCGCAUUUGGCCUGGUCCUAAUCCACCACCUCCUCCUAAACCACCAUCUCUGGUAUCUUCUGUGACCUCGUCUACUGGCUUCAGACCUAACGGAUCUGAAAAGUUAUCGGUGACAACUUCUAACUGCAGCCAUCAACAGAGUCAAUAUAGUGUGAGGAAAGCUCAGACACCUCAACAACCCCACAGACAGCCCCAGCACUCACAUAAUCAAUCCCAAACCCGUGACUAUCAACACCAUAAUCGACCCAACUCCAUGGAAUCUGCAAGGUCGGAUUUCUCAAAUAGCACCAACACAACCACCACAACGGGAACUUGUAGCAUUCCCUCCACUUUAGAGGCGGAUUCAACUGACAAUCGUCAGCGAUCGCAUUUUGUUUCCCCUAGUCCGUCUCUAAAGGAGCAUGUAAUUGUUGCAAACCCAUUGCUUGCUUUUAGUAUGAUCACACCGAAAUUGAAAUGCUACUGUGUUCUUCUUGAGCCCAAAUCUGAGUUAGUGUCAAAGUCCAUGAACUCUCGUAAUGCAACGUUCUGA